GAGUCGUUACUCUUUAUCGAAAUUUCAGCCUACAGUUGUUCUGUGUUUCUAGCGCAUAUAAUUAGCCUUAACUUCACAAUUUCUUUUUUUGAGCUAACUAUGAUAACAUUUAACUUUAAUAACAUGAGAUUCGGUAUAUCGAUUUUUAGCGUGAAACAAAAACGUGAAGAGAACUUUUAACCAAGCAAUGUUUGUAUGGGUUGUCUAUGGUCUUACGGCUGAAAAUGAAAUGACGCACAUGAUGCAAUACGUGUGUGAAUAAAUGAAUGAAUAAGUUUUUCGUAAAGGUGAAAUAUCAUUUGCCGAAUGUGAAUUGUUUCUAGUUAAUGUACAAACUCAAGGACCAUGGGGAAAAAGAAAGGAAAGGGGAGUGAUUCAAAACCAUCACAACCUACAGAUGGAGAACCCAAUGUUACUGGUGGAAAGAAAAGCAGAAAAAAGCAAGAUGAUAAUUGGGAAGAUGAUGUACUGAAUGAAAUAGCUGUUAUGGCUGGAGGUGAUGAACCAGCUUCUAAAGCAGAGUCUGUGAAGCCAGAUGCUACCAAGAAGGAAAAUGAACCACAGAAAACUGCAGAACAAACCACGCCUGCUACGGAAAAUGCGGAACCUGUUGUGGAGAAAAAAAAGAAUAAGAAAAAAGAUAAAAAAGGAAAUAAGAAUGCCCAAACUAAACCUGUCACUUCUGAUAAAACUGACGAGCAGAAAACUGAGAAUGAUUCAGAAUCAAAAAACAAAGCGGAUGAUGCAAAACCUGAUGCUGAAGAACAGGCUGAGGGAACGCAAUCAAAUAAGAGCAAAAAAAAGAAAAAGGCAAAGCAAGCUGAAGAAGAGAAAGCGAAGAAGGGGAAACCAAAUAAAGCAAUGCUGAAAGUUAUUCAAGAAACUUUAAAAAAGAAAAAGGAAGAAGAGGAGCGUCUCCAACGGAUAGAGGACGAGAGAAUUAAAAAAGAAGAAGAUGCGGAAAAAGCAAGAUUGCAUGCUCUCGAGCUUAUUAGACUGAAAAAAGAAAAAAAGAAGCAAGACAAAAAGGAUAAAAUAUUAAGGUUGAAACAAGAAGGAAAAUAUCUGACUCCAACUCAACGGGAACAACAGAAAAGGAGGCAAGCAUAUCUGGAAAGUUUAAAACAACAAGGUAUUGCUAUCCCGGAGAAGGGAACAGAAGAAAAAAUGAAGAAACCUAGAUAUGAAAAGAAGAAGAAAGUUAAACAAGUUGAACAGAAGUCGGACGAGCCAGAAGCUGAAGACGAAGAGGUGGUUGAGGAGGAACCAUUCGAGAUAAUUGAUGUGGAAGGGGAUGAGGAACUAGUAGAAGAAGAAGAAGAAGAAGAGGAAGAAGAUCUUGGGUGGGAAGCAUGGGAUGAUGCUCCUGUUGAUGAAGAGAAGAAAGAUGAGGAGGUUGAAGAAGACUCUGAGAGUGAUGAAGAAGAGGAGUCUGAAUCGGAAGAGGAGGAACCUGUUGUUGAGCAUGAGAAGAACAUGUCCUCUAAGGAAAAAGUCAAGUUGAGAUUGGAGAAGCAAAGAAAGCAAUACGAGAAUGAAAAAUCCAUUAAAGAUCUUCGCUCGCCAAUUAUUUGCGUCAUGGGGCAUGUCGAUACUGGCAAAACGAAGAUUUUAGAUAAAAUUCGACACACUAAUGUACAGGAUGGUGAGGCUGGUGGUAUUACUCAGCAAAUUGGGGCCACUAAUAUUCCAGUUAAUGCAAUCCUGGAGCAAACGAAAAUGGUGAAGGAUCGUAAAGAGAUUCAGUUACCUGGGCUGUUGGUUAUCGAUACCCCAGGUCACGAAUCUUUUAGCAAUCUGCGUUCUCGUGGGUCUUCAAACUGUGAUAUGGCGAUUCUUGUUGUUGAUAUUAUGCAUGGUCUUGAACCACAAACUAUAGAAUCAAUUAACAUGCUUAAGAAAAAGAAAACACCAUUUGUUGUUGCUUUAAAUAAAAUAGAUCGACUCUACGAAUGGAAAUCGCAGCCGAAAAUGGAUAUUACAAACUGUAUUCAAUCUCAGAAGAAAAAUGUUAUGAAUGAAUUGACAGAAAAAGUCAAUGGGGUGAUCGUACAGUUUGCUGAACAAGGUUUAAACGUGAAGUUGUAUUAUGAAAAUGAGGACCCAAAGCACUGGAUUUCUAUGAUACCAACAUCUGCUAUAUCUGGCGAUGGUAUGGGUAACUUAAUGGCACUGGUCGUGCAGCUAUGCCAGACUGUGUUAGUCAAACGACUGAUGUACUCUGAACAGUUACAGUGCACUGUGUUGGAAGUAAAGGCAAUUCAAGGUCUUGGUACAACUAUUGAUGUUAUUCUUACUAACGGAAGGCUGAAGUACGGUGACACAAUUGUGGUUCCAGGCGUGGAAGGUCCAAUUGUCACUCAUGUCAAAGGAUUGCUCAUGCCGGAACCUUUAAAGGAAUUGCGUGUGAAGAAUCCUUAUACAAAAUACAGUGAAGUGAAAGCCGCUCAGGGAAUCAAAAUUCUUGCAAAAGAUUUAGAUAAAGCUAUGGCUGGUGCGUCAUUGCUUGUGGCCCGUGGUGAAGAAGAAAUUGAAAUAUGUAAAGAAGAAGUUCAAGCUGAAGUUAAUGAAGCUUUGAAGGCUAUUAAACUGCAAGAACGUGGUGUGUUUGUCCAAGCCUCCACUUUAGGAUCUUUAGAAGCAUUGUUAGAGUUUUUAAAACAAUCUAAGAUACCAUAUGCUGGGAUUGGAAUUGGUCCUGUGCAUAGAAAAGAUAUCAUGAAAGCAUCUGUAAUGUUGGAGCAUGAUGAUCAAUGGGCUGUGAUUCUCGCUUUUGAUGUGAAAGUGGAGAGAGAAGCACAAGAGAUAGCUGAAAAUCUCGGAGUGAAAAUUUUUACAGCAGACAUCAUAUACCAUCUGUUUGAUGCGUUUAUGCAGCAUAGAGAAGAUCUGAAGAAACGUAAGCAAGACGAGUUCAGACAAGUUGCUGUGUUCCCAUGCAAAAUACGCAUUGCUCCGAACUGUGUUUUUAAAUCCAGAGACCCUAUCAUUAUAGGAGUACAGGUAGAAUCUGGGCAGCUGCGUGUCGGGACUCCGAUCUGUGCUCAACUUCCCUCUGGUGAAAUCCUGCCAGUGGGUAUAGUUGCGAGCAUGGAGUUUAAUCAUAAACCGAUUGAAAUCGCUCGUAAACCACAAGAAGUUUGCAUCAAAAUUGAAGGAACACCUGGAGAAGCACCGAAAAUGGUGGGCCGCCAUUUUGGAGAGAAAGACUUAUUGAUGAGCAAGAUAAAUCGCGAUUCUAUUAAUGCCUUAAAAGAUUGGUUUCGUGAUGAUAUGACAAAAAAUGACUGGCAAUUAAUUAUUGAGCUAAAGAAGUUGUACGAAAUCAUUUAAAAUUUAUUUUUUUGCAGUCAAGUUUGAUAUUUUUAUGGUGGAUUAUAGGUAACCGGGAAUUUUGCUUGUAUAAGAAUUAUGGUUGUGUAUUUGGGUUUAAAUGAAUUUGUUUUGCUUUUUAAAGUAAAGUUACAUACGGAUAUGUUUUUGUUUUCAAAUUGUGCUUGAAUUUCCAUUCCAUAUAUAUAUGAAGUUCCCAAAUAGAUAAAGUUAAGACUGUUUUUGGUUAAUUCUAUUGUUAUUUACCUCUGUUAAUGGUAUUAUUUCAAUGGUUUUGAAGUAUUUUUCCAAAAAUACGCAGAUAUUUUUGUCUUUGUUUUGUCAUAUUUUUUUGAGUUUGCACAGUUUGAUACUGUAUGUAAAUGGAGGGUAAUAUUGAAAAGUAAUAUUGAAUUAGAUAAAAAUGCUCUUUAAAAUCCACCAGUAAAAUUUCUUUGUUUUUAAUGUGCUAAUUGAAUCAAGUGUUUCCAAAG
Molecule: messenger RNA, 3806 nt
Organism: Ciona intestinalis (vase tunicate)
Lineage: Eukaryota; Metazoa; Chordata; Ascidiacea; Phlebobranchia; Cionidae
Source: RefSeq, a predicted model, not a curated record